AACACCCAGCAGCACAGAGAACACAGGCAGCAGAGAGAGAGGCUGUGUGAUCAGAGCUCUCAGGAACAGAGGGGGUUAAGCAGCACAGCUUUAGCUACACAUGUCUGACUAGAGUUAUACAGACAGAGCAGAGCAUGGGCUGCUCCUGAAUCACUGCUCCUGCGGUCCUGAACCAGCCAGACUGUGUCUCAGAGCUGUAGUGUCUGAGGAACAGGUACUGAACCCCUGCUGGUUCUGAGCAGUACAGUGGGAUGAGGGUUACAGGCUGCCAGCUGUAAACAGGCUUCACUGAAGACCUUUUGCCCAGAACCUACACUUAACUGGAAAUAAAGAAGCACACAAGAAGCUUCGUUCAGUAAUAACGUGAGGAAGAACUAAAUAAACCACGAUGAUUGACCUGAGCUACCUAACCGAGGAGGAGCAGGGGAUGAUUAUGACAGUGUUAAAGAGGGACGCAGAACUGAAGAAGUCAGAAGAGGAACGAAUCAAACACUUGAAUAAAGCAGCUCCUGAGGAGGGUAGAAUGAAGUACGUGACGGGAGAGUGGUUCUAUGAGGCAAAGUCUCAGAGGCACCAGGACAGAAUUCAUGGCUCUGAUAUCAUCAUAGCAUCUAUGAAACAGAAAAAGCCCAUGACUGUUGAAUUUUUAACUCAGUCGUGGAGAGAACGCUCCAGUAAAAGUAACAACGAUGCUUCAACACCAAAACCAGGAACAGCAAACAAUCUCCAGAGUGAGACAUCAGAAGCUCAGCAGGACAGACUGAAUUUGGCUAUGAGGUCACCAUCCAGACCGAGGCACAACCCAUUUAACAGCGUUCCAAUAAACCUCGACCUUGAAGACAUCAACAGCCAGUUGAUAACCAAUGAAGCCCCAGGACCUAAAAAUCAGAAAGCAUCAAUUAAUGCAGAAAUGAUGCUACCGCCAAAAAUGGAACCAAAAAUGGAAGCAAAAAACGAAAUCUCCGACACUGUACGAGAAAUAGCUCCUCGCCAAAAACCUGUGCCAAGAAAGAGAACCAAACUUUACCAAACGUAUAAAUUCCAGAACUCGGUUUCAGACAGCGCCAGCUCCCAGACCUCCCAGACUGUGUCUACAAGCUCAAGCGUUCGGUCCCCUGUGUCCACAGAGAGUUUCUCAACAAACUCCAGCACCACUUUCCCUGCGUCCACCCCCAGCAUCUCUACCAUCUCAGACAGCACAUCUACUAUCUCCACUCAGAGCAAGGCUACAAGCUCAGACAUCAGAUCUCCUCCACCCAGAGGAAUCCUCAAACACACCUCCAGCUUAAGCUCCAACGACGCCAAUGUCAAGAGCCAACUGCCCCAACCCAUCAGCCGCCUCAGCUCCAUUCCCUCCAACACUGCUGCAGAAAAAACUGCAGCCGUAACCCAGCUGAAUACAGAGUCCAAUAUCAAUUCAAAAGAUGAAAAAUUACAGAGUUCCUCUUCACCGCUGACAGCGACCUCGCCAAAAUCACGUUUACCAGUGAGAUCUCCAGUACCUUUGAAUGGUUCAGAGCAGACAGCACAAGAGAAGCCAAAAAUCCAGCCGCGGCUGAGUUUGACUUCCAGCACACGUUCAGAGGACGAGCUAAAAAACACCUCCAUAUCACACACAGCCAAGCAAAAACCUGAAAACCAUACUAACACCAAUAGAUCAACACCCACAAAAACAGAAAACCAAAAGAUGAACGGUCAACCAAAAACAGAACCUCUGUACGUUCCUACACCAACUUCCACAUCAACACUGAACAGCCCAUUAAAUGAGACCAUUAGUCCUCAAAUCUCACCGCAAAAACUGAAGGAAGAGGAGAAUAAGAUGUUCAAAAAGGACAUUGAAAAGACACAGGCACAACGAGAUCAUCCUCAGAACAUCUUCGAUCAGCAUGACUAUGAAGCCACCAACAAAGUUGACCCAGCCUUGAGUUCUCAAAUGGUAGAUGCUCCACCCACUUUUAACGCAAAGACGAAGAUCAAUUUGGAACCUGAGGACCAAAGACAUCCUGAUAUGGUAAAUUAUUCUGCUCCAAGCCCCACUGAGGAGCAGGGAGACUCCAUUGCGAAAGUUCUGGAGUGGUUCAGCAGGAGCUCGGACAGCAGCGACAAGCUAGGGUCUGAGGGCAGUGUGCAAGACAUGGAGGAUGAUGCAAAAAUCGACGACAUUGACUUUGAUGACGGGAUAAACGUAAGACCGAAAGCAGAGGAUAACGUCUAUUUGAUUAUUCCAAGACAAAGCCAUGAGAAUACUCCAGAAGCGAAUGAGGUGUUUUCGAAGGACACUGACUGGGGGGAGGAGCUGAGUGUGGACGAGCCUGAGCCAGAACCUCCUAGAAAAACGUCCUUAAAAGAUGUUAAGGAACAAAAGUUUGAACCUAAGUCUUCGAGAGUUGAACAACUCCCUGUUGCUGGAUCUUCUACUUAUGGUUCUUUUCAGACAGAGAAUACUGCUCAUACGUUUAAGAUGGACAUGUCUGAAAAAGCAAGUUCAAAAGAGAAAGUACCAGAGAUAGUGAACAAAAAAGAAGAGAUAAGAAAUGUUGACAAGCUGGAAAGCACAGGCAGUAAACUAAUUCAAGCACAACAGAGCGAGACAGUAGACCUUGAAGAGAAUCAGCCACCAAAGAUUGCCAAUUUGAAGACUUUCUGGGAAAGAGGCAACGCUGGUCCAAAGAUCCUGGUUAGCAGAUCAAACAUGGCUUCUGAGAAGGAAAACAAACCUCUCAAACAAAAUGAGGUUGGGAAGAAAGUGGAAGAUUACAUAGAGGAACCACCCAGAGUUCAGCUGAGUUUAGAAGAUGCAGUUGUUGAAACAAAGGAUCAAGCAAGUGUGAAGAAAGUUUUGAAUGUAGACGAAAGAGUAGAUAUUGUCAGCACAGGACCUAAUGUUGAUAAAUAUGAACAAGAAACCAUUUCUAAAGAUACGGAACGACCGUGGAGUUUCACUAAACUAAAGAAAGAUCCAGUGGCUUUCCACGGCCCUCUAGAAAGAGACGACAUUUCUCCAACUUUGCAACUGAAACCAUCCUCACCUUCCCUUGACAGUGGUUCCUUUUCAGGAGGCCAGACCGCUGAAAAUAAGAGAGAAGCCAUGAGCAUUAACAGUAGUGAGGGAGAUCGCAUGUCCCCUGCAUUACUUACAGGGAAGUUCGACCACAAAGCAGAGAUUGAAGAUAAAGAAUCACAAACCAAACCUGGAUCUCCUCCCAAAUCCAGCAUUCCCAUCCAGCAGCCAAAUCCAGUCUCAUUACCGAAGCAGCAGAGUGGGCAGCAGACAGACAACAGGGCGGAGAGGAUAAAACAGCUUAAAAUGUUCUGGGAGAAAGAAAAAUGGGAACCCAAGAUAUACGUAAGACCAGCAGCAGCAGGAGGCGAUGACUCCAAGUCACCUAUGACCUCCUCUUCCAAACUAAACAAACGAUUUACAAAGUCAGAGUUUGAUCUCCGAUACAUAGGUACCGAUUUUGAUGAUGACCCUGAGGACAAUGGACCAGGUAGAGGAACUCAGUCUCCAAAUUUCACUGUUCUUCCACUCCGAGACAGAAUUGACAAGUCAGGCAUAGCAGAAAGCAUGAACAGUUCACAGUUCAAGAACCUUCGAGAGUUCUGGGCAGGGACUUCCUCCAAGCGCUCACCUGCCUUUGAGAGCAAAAUCCAAAGCCAAAGACCUUUAAGCCCAGAAGUAAAGCCUUCAAAGACAGAGAGAAGCUUCCAGUCAUCUCCAAAAGACAGGAAUCCUGCCAAAAGACUUGAUUCUCCUUCAGGUGAGCCAGACCUUCUGAGAUCAUCUCAUUCAUCUCAAACAAGGAGAAGCUCACAGUCAUCUCUGAAGGACACAGUUCCUCCUAAACCUCUAGGUAUCCUCAAGGAUAAGGAUUCAAGGCAACAGGGUAGAAGAAGCAGUAAAGGAAUGUUGAACAGUAAAGGAAAUUCUCUUCGGCGUGCCACUAGUAUGUUCUCAUUGAACUUGGAUGUUGAUGAUGACGAUGACGACCAAGGUCAAGAAUCGAAUUUGCAAUCCAAGAAAGCACCUGACGCAAAUCUCGCCCAGCCGAGAAAGGCAGCAGAAGUUAACAUGUCACCGUCUAGGAAGACCCCGGAAGCUAAUUCACAAGUCAAGAAGUCUCAGUUUGAAGUCACUAAAGCCAAGGAGAAAGUCGGUGAAGGAAAACCCCCACGCUACAUUCCUGAAGAUCCCGAUUCCCAACCUCUUGCCAGGUCUUUCGUUCCACGGGACUACCAGCAUUACCUGGGAAUCUCAGAAGACAGACGCAUGUUCACUCCUCCCCAAAUCUCCGAGCAGAAGUGUGAAAUAGUCUGCACCCCAUUCCAGACAUCUCCAGAGACAGGCUGCAGCCCGAGGUGCUCGCCAGUGCAGGCUAGCACUCCGCUGGGCUCUGCAGAGCUCCGGGCCAGGAGAGGGAGCCUGGGUACUCGGCCGAGUGCAUACAGCCCUGAAGAUCUCAGCCAAGAUACUUUACAUACAGUGGACUCCUGGUCCCGUUCAAACCGGCCAAGUACAAACCGUAAUGAGGAGAACCCUGUUCAGAGUGCGCUCAGACGAGCUGCUGCCAGACCCAUUUACCAUAAAAGCCUCGAAGACCUUACUGCAGUACCAAAAUCAACCAGGAAAAGCAGUCAAGUGGAUGAGUCUGUGCCAGAUAGCUAUGAUGUCUCCAGCACUCCAUCCCCACCUUCAUCCUCCUUCUCAGACCCGGAGCACCUGAGGAAACUCAGCAAAUCCGUUCCCUCUUUCCUGCAGAAGGAGAAUGAUGAAGGAGAAAGUGACUCUACCUCAGAUUACAGUUCUCCUAGUGGCAUGCACUGGAGGAAUGGUGGACCCCGCAGUCAUCUUAGCAGCAACUCUGUCUCUGCAUCUUCUGUUAGCGGGAGCGUGAUGAGCAUCUACAGCGGAGACUUCACCAGUGUCGAAGUUCAGGGAACCAUCCAGUUCUCUCUCAACUAUGUGCAGAAGCUGAGGGAGUUCCACAUCUUUGUGGUUCAGUGCAAAAACCUGGCUGCAGUAGAUCCCAAGAAGAACCGCUCGGACCCGUAUGUUAAAAGUUAUCUAAUCUCUGACUCUUCCAAUCUGGGAAAAAGAAAAACAUCAGUGAAAAAGAGGACGCUGAACCCUACAUACAAUGAGAUUUUAAGGUAUCGAGUUCGGAUGGAGUAUUUAAAAACGCAGGUUCUUAACCUCUCUGUUUGGCACAAUGACACGUUCGGACGCAACAGUUUCCUGGGAGAGAUCGAGAUUGACCUCUCUACGUGGGAUUUCGGGAACACCAAGAUAAAAUCUUUAUCCCUCAAAUCCAGGACCACGAGCAGCAUCCAGCCUGCAGACGACCGAGGCGAGAUCAGACUGGCUGUCCGUUUCUUACCGCAGCUCACCCACUCAAAGACAGUCCCCAACUCAGGUGAAGUGCAUAUCUGGGUUAAAGACUGCAAGAACCUGCCCUUGAUCAGAGGAGCGUCUAUAGAUCCAUAUGUGAAAUGUUUUGUGCUGCCGGAUACCAGCAAAAAGAGCCGUCAGAAGACGCGGGUGUUAAAGAGGACGGCGAACCCUGUGUUUAACCACACCAUGGUGUACGACGGCUUCAGAGCGGAGGACCUGAAGGAAGCCUGCAUAGAGCUGACCGUGUGGGACCGGGACCGGCUGGCCAAUCAUCUGCUGGGAGGGCUGCGGAUGGGCCUGGGAACAGGUAAAAGCUAUGGUGUAAAUGUGGACUGGAUGGACUCCACUGCAGAGGAAAUGGCAUUAUGGGAAAGAAUGAUGGAACUGCCAAAUGAAUGGAUUGAGGAUGUCUUGCCGUUAAGAAUGCUGACCCCAGCUAAAAAUACAUGGAAAUAACCAAAUCAAAACUGCUAAACAGAGAUUAUAUAUAUAUACAUAUAUUACAACUUUAAUUACUCUGCAUUUCUAAUAAAUUAGUAUAUAUUUGCAUAUGUUUUUUUACUGCACUUUCAUACUCGCCUUAUUAUUUUAUUUUGUUCCAACUAAAAUCUACAUUUGAAUAAAUUCACCCAGUAUCUUA
This is a messenger RNA of Astyanax mexicanus (Mexican tetra), 6032 nucleotides long. It is a transcript of the gene sytl2b, whose product is annotated as synaptotagmin-like 2b. Gene Ontology annotation, molecular function: small GTPase binding; neurexin family protein binding. Bases 389 to 5848 code for a protein of 1819 amino acids. The transcript is spliced from 19 exons. Lineage: Eukaryota; Metazoa; Chordata; Actinopteri; Characiformes; Acestrorhamphidae. Gene Ontology annotation, biological process: exocytosis; intracellular protein transport. The record is from RefSeq and is a predicted model, not a curated record. Gene Ontology annotation, cellular component: exocytic vesicle; plasma membrane.